Acromyrmex echinatior (Panamanian leafcutter ant) is the source of this 861-nucleotide messenger RNA. It is a transcript of the gene Mpc1, whose product is annotated as mitochondrial pyruvate carrier. The record is from RefSeq and is a predicted model, not a curated record. Lineage: Eukaryota; Metazoa; Arthropoda; Insecta; Hymenoptera; Formicidae. Gene Ontology annotation, cellular component: mitochondrial inner membrane. Gene Ontology annotation, biological process: pyruvate import into mitochondria.
ACCUGCAGAGUAUGGAAGAUAAUGAAAAAUUGUUUAAGUGAUAUUCAAACUUUACUUGAGGAAUUCUCUCUCUGACUGUCAAUAUUGCCAAAAUAAUUAAAAUGACCAAGCUAACGAGUCAAAGUAAUCAAGUGAUUGAAAUCGCUAAUGACUUUCGACUUUGUUCAAUCAAUCAUUGUUCUGCAUGUAGGCAUAAACGCGUAAAAACAUUAUGCGCGAUUCAUGUUUCCUCGAAUGCUAUAUUAUAUAUAUUUGCCUCUAAUUUUACAUUGAUUAUUUAAACUUUUUUUUAACCAAGACCAGCAUUUGGCGCGUCUUCUCUCUAUUCCUUGCCACGUAUUCGUGUCCUUUGAUCCCUGUGCACUACUGUGCAUUACGUUACAGUGCACUCCAUAGAUCGUAUUCCAAUUAAAGUCCAAACCCAUCAAAUUUUUAUAUAAGCAAUUUCUCUUUCUCGCUGUGAAAACACGAAUAUUAAACUUUCAAGAUGAAUCGUUUUAUGAAAGUUCUCAAGAGUAAAGAAACUCGCGAUUAUUUCAUGAGCACGCACUUUUGGGGACCCAUUGCUAAUUGGGCGAUACCGGUUGCUGCCAUCGCCGAUAUCCAGAGGGAUCCCAAAUACAUUAGUGGUAAAAUGACCUUUGCCUUAUGCUUAUAUUCAGCAAUGUUCAUGAGAUUUGCAAUCAAGGUGCAACCACGCAACAUGCUUUUAUUUGCCUGCCACUUUGUCAAUGAGGGUGCACAAAUUACGCAAGGUUGUAGAUUUAUUAAGCAUCACUAUCUUAGUAAGAAAGAACAAUAGUCGAAAGAUAUACAUGAUAUUAACUUUAAAAUAAUAGGACUUUGUAUUAAUAUAUAUAA